GUGGGAAUAGAAAAGGGACUGACACGACCCAAGAAGUUAAAACGCCCAGUGGAAAACCCUUUCCGACAAGGCAACCAGAUUUUGGCCAAGAAGGUCAAACGACCGGUUCUUCAAUUUCUACCCCUCCUUCUGGGACACCUCCUGUGCAAAUGCAGAAAGAAAUAAAAAAAAUAGAAGAGAAUAUUACAAAUAAGCUUGUGAAAACGUUUUCGAGAGAACUGGAAAAGCAAUGCAUGUCUUUUAGCCUUUUGUUAAUUCAAAAAAUUUUAUUAAUACAACGUCAGGAGACUAUUCUUAAAAUGGUAUCUCAAUCACUUAGUACAAACACCACCAAGCUGUUAGAAUCUACGAUCCGCAGUGAAAUUCAGAAUUCUGUUCUACCCGCGUUAAGCAAAAUGGUGACUAACGCCGUUGAUAAGCAUGCUCACAGAGGGAUUUCCGAUGCAGUAAAUAAGAGUAUACCGGCAGCGAUUGAGAAGUAUAUUGCGGAAAAUAUUCAACGUGUUCUCUCAAAAACGUCAGUAACUGAAUCCAUCGCGAAAGGAGUGUCCAAAUCUAUUAGACCAAUUAUAGAAGAAACUUUCAGAGAGAAUUUUACGACCGUACUUAUUCCUUCAUAUCAAAAGGCUACUAAUGCGAUGUUUGAGCAAAUUACUGCUACUUUCGAGGCUGGGAUUCAAGACAUUGCGGUCAAGAGUGCACAAGCUUCCUCAUACACUACUAAUAUAGCAAACGUUGAUAAAACCGCUUUAGCACGUUUGCAGGCAUCGGUUGAACUUCUUACACAACAAUUACAUCACCUGCAAGCCAACAUAACAAGGCAAGGAGGACAGCAACUUGAACAGCCAAUAAGUCGAACCUCCGAUGAAUAUCCUUUUGAGAAAUUUUUAUUUAACGAGCAUUUUUCUUUCUUAAAAAACACCUUCAAUAUAAUCCUUAACGCAAAUCAGCAAUCUUCUGUAUCUCAACCAGAACCAUACGGUUAUUUACAAUCUGGAAGGGUGCCGUCUUCACAACAGCAAUCACAGCAGCAACAGCAUCCACAACAAUUGUUUUCUCCUGUUGAACCUGAAAAUUCUGAUAGAUCUCUAGAGAGCGGGAAUUAUGAAGAUGCAUUCGUGUCUGUGCUUGCCUCGCAUGAUUUAGCACAAAUCUUGCGCCUUUGCCACAAAAUUAACCCGAAAAUUGUCUUUCUUCCCUCGAGGUCUUUGCUUUCCCAACCUGUCAUUCUUUCGAUUAUUCAUCACUUGUCUUUGGAAUUGGAUAAAUAUUCCGAUUUAAAGCUUGCAUGGAUCGAAGAAGCAAUAUUAAAGCUUAAUCCUAAGGAUCAUAUAAUUAGAGAGCAUUGUGAAAGGCUCUUACCAAUGGUGAAGCAACGUCUUGAACACUAUUAUUAUACGGUUGCUGCGCAGGAUCCCGCAAGCCCAAGUCUAAAAAAUAUUACGCUUUUGAUUCACGUGAUUAAUGGUUUACUUAUAUAA
Molecule: messenger RNA, 1481 nt
Organism: Acaulospora morrowiae
Lineage: Eukaryota; Fungi; Glomeromycota; Glomeromycetes; Diversisporales; Acaulosporaceae
Source: the annotation of a GenBank genome assembly